GGGAAAAUCCUCUCUAUUUUGAACCUAUUGCAUAUCGUCAUCUCUUCUAAACUGAACAAUAUUAGGGAUACAGAUACAGUACAGGGCAUGGACAAAUAUUUGGAUCCCUCUCCCAUAAACCCUAAACCCACUAAGAGGUCACAAUGGAAGAGAAGUCUACUCGAAUUGAAUGGAAAAUUUGAUCGAAAGUACCAGCAUGAUGUUUCUGGGUUACUCAUGCAAUCUUAUUCAGAGGUUAUGGUAUUACCUCAUACUUAUCACAUCCAUGGAGCGCCUUGUCAAACACAUGUGAACUGGUUUCUUGGUGGAGUUGAUGGUGCUAAUUAUAGUCAAAAUCCGUUAGGGGGAGAGGGUAUCUCGGCCUUGGAAUUUGAUAAAAAGGGAAUAUAUCUAGCAUCAGUGACUCAAUCAGGUUGCUUAACUGUGCAUGACUACGAGAGUCUUUAUUGUAAUGGUUCAAAAGAAGAUGAAACAAAGCAGUUGCUGCACAUUUCUACUGGUCAACAACUUGAUGUUGUUCGAUGGAAUGUUUCCAAUCAAGAUGAGGUUGCUUGCACAUCUAUGAAAAGUUCAGAUGUAUGUAUAUUUGACAUUGGUUAUGUAUCUUCAGAACCAGUUGAAGUGUUACGGAAAAGGCAUACCAUCUCUGUUCAUGGAUAUAAUGCUCAUAAAGGUUUCUCUGAUGUAGCAUUUUGUUCCCAUGAUGACUCAAGGUUACUUGCUUCUGAUGUCUCUGGUGUUAUAAAUAUAUGGGAUAGAAGAGCCAGUGAUCUUCCAUGUCUUGAGCUAGCAACCAAUUCUAAUAGUCCUCUUAAUAGUAUCAAAUUGAAUGCAGAUGAUCAGGUUAUAUUUGGAGCUAGCAAGCAGGGAACUAUUUACAUGUGGGAUAUUCGUGGUGGAAGAUCGUCUGCAGCUUUCCAGAAUAACAGAGUGGUAAGUUAUUCUCCUAUGACAGCAAUUAAAUUGGCAUCUGAGCUAGAGAGAAUUGCUUCUUUGAAGGUAUGUUUACUUGCUCAGUCAAAUAUAGUAUCGAAGGAAAUACACUCCAUUGACAUAAAUCCAUCUUGUCAAAAUCAAUUGGCAUUUCAUCUUGACGAUGGUUGGUCAGGUGUUUUGGAUGUCCAUAGUUUGAAAGUCACACAUAUUCAUUGUCCUCCUCCACCUUGGUUGGAUGACUUCAAUGAUUUGGCUAACUUACGCUGUUUACGGAAACCUUCAUGGAUACCAGCAUAUUCUAUUUAUGUUGUUGGAUCAUUGUCAAGUAAUGGGCUCUAUCUUUUGGAUUUCUAUCCAGAUCGAAGCUCCCCUUGCCAUGUGGAUUUCAAUGAAGAAAUGCAAGAGUUUUACGGAGUAAAGAGCCCACAUAAGCAAAAUCAAUUCAUUCCAACAACUGAAGGUGUUACUGCAUGUAUUACUCAUCCCUCAAGUGGAACCAUUGUGGUUGGAACCAAGCAUUCGUCGCUCCUGGUGAUUUCACAAACAGGGAAGUCAUUUCAAGGUGCAUAUGAUUCUCCUUGCUCUGAAGGCAAUCUUAGAAGAACCAGCUAAAUCUCGCUCACAUGGUUAUACACAUCUACCAAACUAGAAUUCAGUUGCACAUUCUAGCAAGUGCAGCAGGAAGAUAUUGGUGGAGGCUGAGCUUUAGAUGAAUGUGUAAAGUCUUUGUUAGAGGGCAAGGUUUCAGACCGCAUGUCAUUUGGAAGUGUACAAAGGAGUGUAUGUAGAGGAAGGUGAAGAUUGCUCCGUUUGCUUUAAUGUGUGAAUCAUGGAAGAACAUAUUGUCUGACCUGAGUAAUGAUUCACUGAAGUUGAUUUCGACCCCAGCUAGAUCCUUGAGCAAAUGAAGGAGGUGGUAUAAAUAUAGCCGUUAACUUUAUGCUUUGUGGAGGUGUAAGUCAUAAGUAGUGGAUGCAACUGUAUCUACACCGACUGACUUACAAUUCUGGAUUUUCGUUGAUAUUUUUCACUUGUCAGUUCUCGUGGUAUACUUGGUGAUCAUUCCUUUGUGUCUGUAGCAUCCAUAUCCCUUCAUUACUGUGCUUUAGCAAUGGUAUUGUUUGUACAGCUUCCAGGAGGUGCACCAUCCACAAUAUUCUCCCUGCUUAUCAUUAUUGAAAUUAUGCAUCCAUCAGUUUGUCCAGGGUUCAAGAUUUGUAUUAAUAAUCAUCAUUUUUCUCAGAACCAACUUUUCGACUGAAAAUGGAAGUGAUUGUCCUUUUCAAGAUGAAACUUUACAGGGUUUAGGGUAGUAGUUUUACCUCUAAACUUUUACUUAAUUCUCCAAACGGAGGUUCAUUUGUCUUUGUAUUCUUUCUAAGAGCCUGCAUUUCUCAGUGCAAACGCAAAUUGAGUCCACAACAGUUACAGAAAAUAACCUUAGAUUAUACUGGACUGGCUUUACAUACUGAUUCUUUUUAGGGGUGAGUUGAAUAGUUUUGGUGG
This is a messenger RNA of Solanum stenotomum, 2442 nucleotides long. RefSeq lists its product as uncharacterized. The record is from RefSeq and is a predicted model, not a curated record. The coding region runs from base 88 to 1548 and encodes 486 amino acids. NCBI's taxonomy places the organism in Eukaryota, Viridiplantae, Streptophyta, Magnoliopsida, Solanales, Solanaceae. Gene Ontology annotation, molecular function: protein binding. The transcript has 18 exons.